Molecule: messenger RNA, 792 nt
Organism: Dermatophagoides pteronyssinus (European house dust mite)
Lineage: Eukaryota; Metazoa; Arthropoda; Arachnida; Sarcoptiformes; Pyroglyphidae
Gene: Naa40
Product: N-alpha-acetyltransferase 40
Cellular component (GO): nucleus
Molecular function (GO): histone H2A acetyltransferase activity; histone H4 acetyltransferase activity; protein N-terminal-serine acetyltransferase activity
Source: RefSeq, a predicted model, not a curated record
GAGCCAAAACAACGCGAAAAGUUUUUUUUUGAAAAUCGUAAAAUUGAAAAAUUGUAAACUUUCUUUUUUUGCCCGAAAAAAAAUCGAAAUUUCAAAAUGCCGAAAAAAUCAUUUGGUAAAAAACUAAGUUCAAAUCGUGCAACAAUUCCCGAUGAAUUAUUAUUGCGAAUGGCAAAUGAAUUUGAAAAUCCAUUGCUAAAAUUUGAUGAUGAUGAUGUUUAUGAUCAAGAUCGACAAUGUUUGUCAACAACAAUUACCGGAAUUCCAAUUUCGAUAAAAUAUUUUCUGUGGACAAAAAUUCCGAAUGAAUUACAAGAAUGGAUGAUCAAUCUGACCGAAAUAAAUAUGAAAGAUUUAUAUGAUUCAUGUUCAUGGAAAUGGAAUCGACAAUCGAAAAUUAAUGAAUUUAAACAUUCAACAGCUAAACAUUUAAUUGUUUUUGAUUUAUCACCGUCACCAUCAUCAUCUGAAGAAGAGAAACCAAUUGCAUUCGUACAUUUUCGUUUUGAAAAAGGUUAUGUUUCGGAUGCCGUUCUUUAUUGUUAUGAAUUACAAAUUGAAAAAUCCUAUCAACAAAAAGGUAUUGGUAGUUAUCUAAUGAAUCUCCUGGAAUCAUUAGGUAAACAAUUUCGAAUGAAAAAAUCUAUUGUAACCGUAUUGAAAAAUAAUCAACAAGCUUAUCAAUUCUAUACGAAUGGUUUACAAUUUCGUAUUGAUAAAAAUUCACCAAGUAAUUUUGAUGAACAACAACAACCGAUCGAAUAUGAAAUUUUAUCCAAAAAGAUUUCCUAA